Molecule: messenger RNA, 444 nt
Organism: Lathyrus sativus (Indian pea)
Lineage: Eukaryota; Viridiplantae; Streptophyta; Magnoliopsida; Fabales; Fabaceae
Source: the annotation of a GenBank genome assembly
AUGUCUUUUUCGGCGAAAUUUUCGAAAGGAUUUUCGACAUCUUUUCAAGAAACAGCUCUAACAUCUUCUUCAGCUACUCUGAUGUCACUUCUGAUGGCAAAUUCAACAUCAUUUAUGUUGUCUUCUACCCUAGCGAAACAACUAGAUCUACUUUCGAAAACACCAGAUUUGCAACCAAAAACACCAAAUUCGUUACCUGAAUUACAAAAACCUCCAAAACCACCAAAUAUACCAUGUAAGCUGGUUUUUAAACCUUCAUCUUUAAAUUCAGAUUCUCCUCCUAUUUUUCCUCCACCACCGACUAAAUUGGCUGAUUUGCCACUAAAUCUAUCGUUUACCAGUCCACGACCUCAGCCUCCACCUGAACCACCACCUGAACUAUCAAAUUUUCAUUUUCAUAAUUUUAAUAUUUUUCAUUGUUAUGAUUUUGUUUAUUUUGUUUAA